Molecule: messenger RNA, 3918 nt
Organism: Rhagoletis zephyria (snowberry fruit fly)
Lineage: Eukaryota; Metazoa; Arthropoda; Insecta; Diptera; Tephritidae
Source: RefSeq, a predicted model, not a curated record
AUGAACCUGGUCAACACCAGCAAGGAGGUGCUGAACAACUUCGAGCAGAAGCUGGACACCAUUCGCACGGAAAAGAUCAUCAAGAAGAUGAAGACGGAGGCGUACAGCGGCUACCAACACUCGGAGGCGGAGAAGAGGUCGGUGCAGAUCAACGUCGCCAUCGUCAUCAUCAAGGUCUACUGGAUGCAGCUGCUGGGCAUUGCGAUGCUCAAGUUUGUCGCAAGCUGUCUCACCUUCGGCAAUCCAGUCAUUCUCGACUUUCUGAUGACCUUCAUGUCGGACACCAGCGGGUCGCAACCGACCUGGCGGGGCUUCCUCUUUGCGGCGAUGAUGUUCGUCUUCCCCCUCUUUGAGUCGGUCAUCAACAGCCAGCACGACUACUGGAUGAACAUACUGAUACUGCGCAUUCGCACGUGCAUGAUCUCCAUGAUCUACAAUAAGAGCUUGCGGCUGUCCACCUACGGGCGCCGCAAUUACUCCACCGGAGAGAUUGUGAACAUCAUGUCGGUGGAUUCGCAGCGGCUGACUGAUUUCCUCCUUUGGGCGAACUCCAUUUGGGCGGCUCCGCUGCAGUUCGGCAUUGCCAUCUACCUGCUCUGGCAGCAGGUUGGCUGGGCCUCAAUGGCCGGGCUGAUCUUCAUGUUCAUCCUCCUGCCCUUCAACGGCUGGAUCAGCGCCCGCAUUCGCAACAACCAGAUGAAGGUGAUGAAGGAGAAGGACAAGCGCACUAAGCUGAUGAACGAAAUUCUCAAUGGAAUGAAAGUGCUGAAGCUGUAUGCAUGGGAAAACUCCUUCAAGGAUAAGAUUCAGUCGCUGCGAGACUACGAGUGCAAGGAGCUGUACAACAUUGCCUACCUCAGCGGUUUCAUGUUCUUCGCCUUCUCGGCGGCGCCCUUUUUGGUCGGCCUGCUCACCUUUGCCCUCUACGUGCUGAGCGGCAAUGUCCUCGAUCCGAACAAGGCCUUCGUGUCACUGUCGCUCUUCAACAUCAUCCGCGUGCCGAUGGGCAUGCUGCCGAUGCUGCUGUCUAUGGGAGCAAUGUGUCUAGUAUCGAUUCGCCGACUGAACAACUACCUAAACUCUGAGGAGCUGGACGAGGACGCCAUUCGGUACAUGCCCGACCAGGAGUGCGCCAUCAGGGUAAAGGAUGGCACCUUCACCUGGCACCGAAACGGCACCGCCUCCCUGAAGGACAUCAACCUGGAGGUGCCACACGGCAAGCUGGUGGCGAUGGUCGGCUCGGUUGGCUCGGGCAAGUCCUCCCUCCUCAGCGGCGUUCUCGGCGACAUGGAGAAGAUCGGGGGGAGCGUCAAUGUCGACGGGCGAAUCGCCUUUGUGCCGCAGCAGGCGUGGGUGCAGAAUGCGACGUUGCGAAAGAAUGUCACCUUCACGAAUGCCUUCGAUGAGAAGCGCUACAAGAAGGUGAUCAAGGCGUGCUGCAUGGAGCCGGACAUUAACAUUCUGGCUGACGGAGACCAGACGGAGAUUGGAGAGCGGGGUAUUAAUCUCAGUGGUGGACAGAAGCAGCGGAUCAGCUUGGCGAGAGCCGUGUACGCCGACGCACAGAUCUACCUGCUGGACGAUCCGCUCAGCGCCGUGGACGCCCACGUCGGCAAGAAGCUGUUCGCCGAUGUGAUUGGCAAUAAGGGCCUGCUGCGAAAUAAGACCCGUCUCCUGGCGACGCACCGCAUUUCAGUGCUGAGCGAGUGCGAUGAGAUCAUCGUGCUGAAGGACGGCGGCAUCAGCGAACGGGGCACCAUGGACCAGCUGAUCGAGGAGAAGGGCGACUUUGCGGAGUUCCUCGCCGAGUACCUGGUGGAGAACAUGGACAACAGCGGCGACGACAGCGAGGACAAUGAGCUGAUGAAGAGUCUGGCGGAGAAGGUGAAGCCCAUUUUGGAGCGGUCAGAGUCGUUGCGCUCCAAGGGCAGCCUCACCCGGUCGGACAGUGUUCGCAGCAGUUUGGGACGACCGGCGGGCGGAAUUGCCCGACAGCAGUCCCAGACUAGUGUUCGCCGACGGCGAGAGUCCUCCAGUGCAAAGGAAGCUUCUAAAGAGAUGUCUAAGGAGCAACAACUUAAAAAGAAAGGUGGCCCCGGAGAAGAGAAGGUAGGCGGCAAGGGCAAGGGCAAGGGCGCCGGAAAGCUGAUCACCGAGGAGUCUGCAGCGACCGGUUCAGUGAAGCUGAAGGUGUACAUCAAGUACUUUCAGACGGUGGGCACUGCAAUCACCGCGCUCAUCAUCGGCAGCAUGGUCGUCUCCAAUGUCUUUCAGAUCUUCAGCUCACUGUGGCUCAGCUCGUGGAGUAAUGACGGCCUCGAUCCGGUAAAGGCAAACGACACUGAUCUGCGAAACUGGCGUCUGGGCGGUUACGCCGGCUUUGGAGCGGGAGAGAUUGUCGCCAGCCUUUUCUCCACUAUUGUCUUGAACAUUGCCUGCAUUCGAGCCUCUAAACUGCUGCACAAUGAGAUGCUCGCCUGCAUCAUGUUUGCACCGAUGGCCUUUUUUGACACGACACCUAUCGGUCGAAUACUGAACCGCUUCACAAAGGACGUCGACGUCGCCGACUCCUCGAUGGUUUUCAACCUCCGCAUGGGCAUCAUGCAGUUCUUCCGCACCAUCGUCGCUUUUCUCAUGAUCAGCCUGGAGGCGCCGAUCAUCCUGGCGGCCAUCGCCCCUAUCAUCAUCCUCUACUACAUCAUCCAGCGGGUGUACAUCGCCUCCUCGCGACAGCUGAAGCGCAUUGAGUCCACCACCCGGUCGCCCAUCUACAACCAUUUUGCCGAGACGGUGAACGGGGCGAGCAGCAUUCGGGCGUACGGCGUUCAGGAGCGCUUCAUCGCCGACUCGAACAACCGCAUCGACCACAACAACACCUGCUUCUACGCCAGCAUCACCGCCUCUCGGUGGCUCUCCAUUCGACUGGAGUUCUUCGGCUACACCAUCGUCUUCCUGGCGGCCAUCUUUGCGGUGCUCAGCCGGGGCACGGUGACGCCCGGCAUGGCCGGUCUGGCCAUCAGCUACUCGCUGAACAUCACUGGAGUGCUGGGCAUGUUCGUGCGGGCGGCCACCGACCUGGAGACGAACAUUGUCUCCAUUGAGCGGUUGAUUGAGUACUCUGAGGUGGAGUCAGAGGCGGCGUACUACCGCGAGGAGAAACGCCCCCCAUCCGGAAAAUGGCCCAAAGCGGGGGAGAUCAAGUUCGAGAAGUACAGCACCCGUUACCGACCUGGCCUUGACCUAGUGGUGAAGGACGUCAACUUCAGCAUCCGCUCGCAGGAGAAGGUGGGCAUCGUGGGGCGAACCGGCGCCGGCAAGUCCAGCCUCACGCUGGCCCUCUUCCGCAUCAUUGAGCCUUCGGGCGGGAAGAUCGUCAUCGACGAGGUGGACGUCGGCCAGCUGGGCCUGUACGACCUGCGCAGUCGCAUCACCAUCAUUCCGCAGGAUCCGGUCCUCUUCACCGGCUCACUGCGCAUGAACCUCGACCCUUUUGAGGUGUACUCCGACGAGGAGAUCUGGCGGUCGCUGGAGCUGGCCCACCUGAAGGACUUUGUCCAGUCGGUGGAGAAUCAGCUGCUGUACAAGAUCACCGAAGGCGGCGAGAAUCUGUCCGUCGGCCAGCGGCAGUUGGUGUGCCUGGCGCGGGCGCUCCUGCGAAAGUCGAAGAUUCUGGUGCUGGACGAGGCGACGGCCGCCGUGGACAUGGAGACGGACGGGCUGAUUCAGGAGACGAUUCGGGCGGAGUUCGCCGACUGCACCAUCGUCACCAUUGCCCACCGCCUCAACACCGUCAUCGACUACGAUCGCAUUCUGGUGCUGGACCAGGGUCGGGUGAUCGAGUACGACACGCCGUCGUCGCUGCUCGCCAAAAAGACCUCCACCUUCUACUCAAUGGCAAAGGACGCGAAGCUGGUGUAA